This is a messenger RNA of Hyla sarda, 4496 nucleotides long. RefSeq names its product ATP-dependent translocase ABCB1-like. The record is from RefSeq and is a predicted model, not a curated record. The coding region runs from base 305 to 4183 and encodes 1292 amino acids. The transcript has 28 exons. NCBI's taxonomy places the organism in Eukaryota, Metazoa, Chordata, Amphibia, Anura, Hylidae. Gene Ontology annotation, biological process: transmembrane transport. Gene Ontology annotation, molecular function: ABC-type transporter activity; ATP binding; ATP hydrolysis activity. Gene Ontology annotation, cellular component: membrane.
ACGCUGCAAUGUCUGCCGAGGUUUAUAUAUAAAUAUGGGAGGACGGACGUCUCAGAGCGUAUGAGAAACUAUAUAACUAUAUGAUUCCUUAUCUCCAUUAAAUAUUAAAAGACAGAGGAGGAGUCACUGCCCCCGGGGGCCGCCCCCAAACCGGGGUCACAUCAGGACGACAAGUGCAAUUUAUUGGCCUUGGGGAGGAGGGAACCAAGAAGAUUCUCCUACAUUUCACAGUCCUCCUCCACAUCAGGAUAAGUGCAACAUCAUCUCUGCCUGCUCAUCUAGAGAAACCGUAAAGUAAUUAAACAUGACAAACGACUGGAAUAGUGUACCCAAUGGGAUGGAGACGAAAAGCCAAGCUAAGGAUGUCGGAGACGUUCAGGUGGAUAUCGCAGACCCCAACCCAGCAAAAAGGAAUAAAAAAAGUUUUUUCUCUGGAUCGAAGGAAAAGGAAAAAGUAGAAAAACCAAAGAUGAUCAGUCCCUUCACAAUGUUCCGAUAUUCUGGAGGAGUAGAUAAACUUCUUAUGUUGGUUGGCACAAUAGCAGCGAUGGCCCACGGUGCCGGCCUGCCACUCAUGAUGCUGGUCUUUGGAGAUAUGACGGACACCUUUGUUGAUACUGGAAAAAAUAUGACCAUGGAAUCCAUGAUGAAUGCGACCAUUGUGCUAGAGGAUAAAAUGACCACGUAUGCCUAUUAUUACUCGGGGUUAGGAUUUGCUGUGCUACUUGCUGGUUAUAUCGAGAUCUCAUUCUGGACACUGGCUGCUGCCCGACAGACCAAGAAGAUAAGAAGAAAUUUCUUCCAUGCGGUGCUGAGGCAGGAGAUCGGCUGGUUUGAUGUCAAUGAUGCUGGAGAGCUGAACACCAGGCUGACCGAUGAUGUCCAAAAAAUCAGUGAAGGCAUUGGAGAUAAAAUAGGCCUGCUGCUCCAGUCAUUGACUACUUUCCUGACCGGACUUAUUAUCGGCUUUAUUAAGGGCUGGAAGCUGACCCUGGUCAUCCUGGCCAUCAGCCCUGCUAUGGGACUUUCUGCGGCUCUUUGGGCAAAGAUAUUGUCAGCAUUUACUAACAAGGAGCUGACGGCUUACGCCAAAGCUGGAGCGGUGGCCGAGGAGGUUCUUUCAGCCAUCCGGACGGUUAUAGCCUUUGGGGGACAAGAUAAGGAAAUUAAGAGGUACGUCAAGAAUUUAGAGGACGCCAAAAAGAUAGGCAUCAGGAAGGCCAUCACAGCUAACGUGUCAAUGGGAUUUGCCUUCUUGAUGAUAUAUGCGUCCUAUGCCUUGGCCUUCUGGUACGGCACCACUCUUAUUAUAGAUGGAGACUAUACUAUUGGGAGCGUGCUAACUGUUUUCUUUGCCGUCAUUAUCGGAGCUUUUACUCUUGGACAAGCAUCACCCAAUAUCGAAGCAUUUUCAAAUGCCAGAGGAGCGGCGUAUACAGUGUUUAACAUUAUAGACAAUGUGCCCAAAAUAGACAGCUUCUCUACUGCAGGGUUCAAACCUGACAAGAUUAAGGGAGACAUACAAUUCAGAAAUGUGAAGUUCACCUAUCCCUCCAGACCUGACGUCCAGGUUCUGAACGGUUUGAACCUUACGAUUCCCAGUGGUCAGACGGUGGCCCUUGUGGGGAGCAGUGGUUGUGGAAAAAGUACAACGGUCCAGCUCAUUCAGAGAUUCUACGAUCCAAAAGAAGGCAUGAUCACUAUUGACGGACAAGAUAUUCGUAAUCUGAAUACCAGAUACUUACGAGAGAUCAUCGGUGUGGUGAGCCAGGAGCCCGUCCUGUUUGAUACCACUAUAGCUGAGAAUAUCCGCUAUGGCCGGGAAGAUGUAACCAUGGAAGAAAUCGUACAAGCCACCAAGGAAGCCAAUGCCUAUAACUUCAUCAUGAAGCUUCCAGAUAGAUUUGACACUCUUGUGGGAGAGAGAGGAACACAGCUCAGCGGAGGUCAGAAGCAGAGAAUCGCCAUUGCCAGGGCACUCGUUCGCAACCCUAAAAUUCUCCUUCUGGAUGAAGCCACAUCUGCCCUGGACACCGAGAGCGAAGCUGUGGUCCAGGCAGCUCUAGAUAAGGCCAGAGAAGGCCGGACGACUAUUGUCAUUGCCCACCGAUUGUCAACAAUCCGGAACGCAGACACCAUUGCUGGAUUUUCUGAAGGUGUCAUCACUGAACAAGGAUCCCAUGCAGAACUCAUGAAACUAGAGGGAAUUUACUAUAAGCUGGUCACAAUGCAGACUGUAGGUGCGGAGGAAGAUAAGAGAAGUCUAAUGGAAGGCAAUAUCUAUAAAAACACCCCGGACUAUGCAGAACACACCGAUACCAAGCUAGUGAGGAGGAAGUCAAGUCGUCACGCCAGUGUCAAGAAAUCACCUGAGGAUGAAGAAAAAAAAGCAGAGAAAGACAAUGAUGACAAGAGGAUUGAAGAGGUUCCACCAGUCUCUUUUUUCAAAAUCCUGAGAUUGAACAAACCCGAAUGGCCGUACUUUGUAGUUGGACUUAUUUGUGCUGCUAUAAACGGUGCCGUGCAACCAUCCUUUGCUAUUAUAUUCUCCAAGAUUAUUGGGGUAUUUGCCGGCCCUGAGAAUGAGAUGAGAUCCCAAAGCAACCUGUAUUCCCUGUUAUUUCUGGCUUUGGGGGGUAUAUCCUUUGUGACACUUUUCCUCCAGGGAUUCACAUUUGGAAAAGCGGGAGAGAUUCUUACGAUGAGACUCAGGCUGUUCACCUUCAAAGCCAUGCUGAGACAGGAGAUUGGCUGGUUUGAUGACAAGAAGAAUAGCACUGGUGCUUUAACUACAAGACUGGCUACUGAUGCUUCCCAAGUCCAGGGGGCGACCGGAUCCAGACUGGCCCUGAUGGCUCAGAACAUUGCAAAUUUGGGCACUGCAGCGAUAAUAUCUUUCAUUUACGGAUGGCAGCUAACCCUCCUUAUCUUGGUCAUUGUACCAAUCAUUGCUGUCUCUGCGCUGCUUCAGAUGAAAGCUUUUGCCGGACAUGCGAAGAAGGACAAAGCGGAACUCGAAGUAGCUGGAAAGAUCGCCACUGAUGCUGUAGAAAACAUUCGCACUGUGGUCUCACUAACACGAGAGAGAAGGUUUGAGGCCAUGUAUGAGGAAAAACUGGUGGGACCCUACAUGAAUUCUAUGAAGAAGGCGCACAUUCAUGGACUGACUUUUGGACUAUCCCAGGCAAUCAUGUUCUUUGCUUAUGCCGGGUGUUUUCGGUUUGGGGCUUGGCUGGUAGCAAAUGGUCACAUGACUAUGGAGGAUGUAUUCUUGGUAUUUUCAGCCAUUGUAUUUGGUGCUAUGGCUUUGGGGGAGACCAGUACCUUUGCUCCAAACUAUGCUAAAGCCAAGACGUCAGCAGCUCAUAUAUUCAAUCUGCUGGAGAGGACUCCUCUUAUAGACAGCUACAGCGCUGCCGGCCAUAAACCUUCGAGCUGUGAUGGGAACAUCAUAUUCCGAGGAGUCCAGUUCCAUUAUCCAACAAGACCAGAUGUGACGGUGCUUCAAGGACUGGACAUCAGCGUGAGCAAGGGAGAGACCCUGGCACUGGUGGGCAGCAGCGGGUGCGGGAAAAGUACCACAGUCCAGCUUCUGGAGAGAUUCUAUGACCCGUUUGAUGGCGAAGUGAGUGUGGACGGCUCUGACGUGAAGGCUGUGAACAUCCAGUGGCUCCGGGCACAGAUGGGCAUUGUAUCCCAGGAGCCCAUGCUGUUUGACUGCAGUAUAGCGGACAAUAUCGCCUAUGGAGAUAACAGCCGGGUGGUGCCGUUUGAAGAGAUUGAAAGAGCGGCCAAGGCGGCCAAUAUCCAGAGCUUCAUUGAAUCGCUCCCAGAUAAAUAUAACACCCGUGUCGGAGAUAAGGGGACGCAGCUCUCCGGGGGUCAGAAGCAGAGAAUCGCCAUAGCCCGAGCGCUGGUCCGUCAACCCAAAAUCCUGUUACUUGAUGAGGCCACAUCUGCUCUGGAUACAGAGAGUGAGAAGGUUGUACAAGAAGCUCUGGACAAAGCCCGGGAAGGCCGCACAUGUAUCGUCAUCGCCCACCGGCUGUCCACCAUUCAGAACGCAGAUAAAAUCGCCGUCAUCCAGAAUGGGAAAGUGGUAGAACAGGGGACACAUCAGCAGCUCCUGCAGAUGAAGGGGGCGUAUCAUUCACUGGUCACAAUACAGCUCGGACCCACAUGACAAGACCGGACCCUGUCACCCCCAUCAGGGGAAAUAUGAGAAACCAAAGACUAUUAAAGGGCCAGUACUAUAGACAGUGCCCGACAAGCCGGACCAUACUGGGCGCUGAUCUCUCUCUCUCUCUUUAUUACCGUCCUACAAUAACUAAAUGUAAAAUUACAAAAAUGUACAAUAUGUUAAGGUGCCAGAAUCGGGAGCUGGGGAGAGAGCGGCACCACGUGAUGUGGGAACUUAUCUUUUACUAUAUCAUAGCUAGAAAUACCAAAGAUUUUGUUUAUUCCUUGUGGUGUUUCCCAACCAGUGUGCCUCCAGC